Molecule: messenger RNA, 1956 nt
Organism: Hydatigera taeniaeformis
Lineage: Eukaryota; Metazoa; Platyhelminthes; Cestoda; Cyclophyllidea; Taeniidae
Source: the annotation of a GenBank genome assembly
AUGAAUCCGGCAAACCAGGACUUUCGGGUAACAGCUGACGGGCGUGUGUUGGUGGGAAGGGAAACCCUUGACAGAGAAACGACAAGCAUGUAUCUCUUCACGGUAGUUGCUGCAGAUUCAGGGAAACCCUCUCUGUCAGCUACCGCACAGGUGCAAGUUCAUCUAGGCGACAUCAAUGACAACGCACCCACUUGGCUAUUCCCUCCAGAAUCUAAUGUAGUUGUGAACGUCACUAUCCACGAACCGGUGGGGCAUCAGGUAGCUCUGUUAAGAGCCAACGACCCUGACCUCGGUGAGAAUGGCCAAAUUAUUUUCAAAAUUAUGCAUGUAUCCGUACUAUCCAACACAGCGGUUACUAUUGACCCACACAACGACAGUCAAACGGAAAUCGAGUUGGUUAAACAGGAGAUGUUUGAACUGGACCCUUCGACCGGAGCUCUAUAUGUGGCUCGCCCGCUUCGAGUAUCUGACAUGGGUCUUGUCAAACUGCUCAUCGAGGCGAGUGAUAUGGGAAAACCGAACAAGUCGAGUCACCGCACAAUUCUUUUCAACAUAAUGGACUUUCAGCGUCCUAAAUACGUAGACUCAAGCAACAACCGAAUUAGCGCUCCCUUUACCUCUGGAGGCUCAGGUUUUCAGCAUCACGAUCUCGUGGUGAUUGUUGUGAUGGUAGCUGUUGCGAUAGUCAUCUCACUCUUUCUUAUUGUUGCUAUGCUCUUUCUGCGGUGUCCAGUUUGUCUCUUCCAUGAUCGACCCAUGAACAGUUACAACAACGUGGCCCAGACCACUGUCGGGUUACCGUCAAACCAUAUGGGUCCCUCUCAAGAAGCCUAUCUACCAGAAGUCUUCAGAGACUCCCAUGGAGUUGGUACACUAAGUGGGAAAGACGGCUCACUGGUGAGUGGAGAGGAGACCCUUUUUUAUCCUAUGGACCGAGACAAAAUCAUCCCUUCAAGGGGUUCAUCAACGGGAAAGAAUAUUCUCAAUAUUGAUUAUGAUGGAGCUCUUCAAGAUGGAAGUCUAACACAGUACCAGCAAAGCAGACAAUUUUUCAUUCUUACCAAACCUGACGGAGGCUACGCAGUCAGCAUGGACGGGACACCGAUUGAACUCUCAACAAUCGAUAACGCAAAUGGAGCUCAGCAUCACCACCAACAACAGCAGCAAAGCCAGCAACAUGCUUCGGAGGAGCAGGAUAUGAGAACCUCUCAGAGCGCCUCCUGCCUCUCUGGUCUCUCCUCCACUCAGCUCACCACCACUACGCCUACUGGGUACCACAGCGAAAGCGACUUUGAAGAGGAGCCUCUCGGUGCUAAGAAAAAUGCUUGGCGGCUUAAAAAGAGUUCUACAGCGGUUGACCGUACAGGCAGGACAAAGGCCGCUACAUUAGGAAGAACUACCAACCCACCUCAAAAUGGCUUCAAAGGGGAAAAUCUUUAUCCACAUGGUGGUGCGCAGGAGGCCUUGCGUCUUUUGACCACCAACUCACCUACCGCACCCUCAGGAAGCGGUGCAGCCACAUCGGAGGGGAUCAAGAAUAAACAGUGCUACACAAUGUUGGUUAACACCCCUAGCGCGACUCCAUCCAAGGUGACCGCAGAGCAGCUGCGCUAUGUGCAGAUUCACAACACCCCCACUCACCUUGGUAGGAGUUCACGCGGGAACGGAGGAAGUGGUGGAGGUGGAGGCAAGAAAUCGGCGCCCACCGUCAGUUGGCGGAUGGAACCGCACGAGCUGCACACCUAUUCACCAGAGGAUGAGUCGCGGGAGACCGCGCUUACUGGCGAAAGGACUUUUGUCGACCUUGAGAAUGGCUAUGCACGCCUUGGGAAGGGAGCAGAGACAAACGUCAUGCCACCCUACGAACAAUUAGUGCACCGCCUUCGCGACGUGAACAUAAGCAGAGAUGAGAUUACCGGCAGUGGCUCCUCUGAAUUUCCUAGUAGUGUGAUAUAA